CCGUUCGCUCUUUUUUUUUAUUGUGAACAAGUUUCCCCGUUUCGCGCUGCAAUUGGUUCGGUUCGCACGAAGAAAAACGCACGCGAUAUACGUGUGCGAGUGCAAGUACUAGAAUUUCACGAAUUCACGCCCUCUCUCGAGUUUAGUGCAUAACCUCCCGGAGUGUGUAACCUUUCCCGGUGAGGAAAAACCACCGUCCAAUUGGAUUGCUUCGCCCGAAAAUAGUGGUCGCGGUAGAAGGAAAGGAGGCAGACAGCGGGAGGAGACAACAACAAAAAAUCCCGUGACCGUGAACGGCCGUGAUCCAAUCGGAUGGUUUUUGGUUGUCUCUAGAACGGGCUGAUUUAUCACGGGAAAUUCUCGUCAUUCGGGCAGGAAUCGGCCACGGUCCUCUGGUGCAUCUUCCGAAAGGUGAACGCGCUGGGUGCGCUUGGCUGGCGGCGGUGGUUCGAAAAUCACAGCAACCUGUUUUUCCGUUCCCCACCCACUUUCGCUUGAAUUGUCGUCGUCUCCUCCCAUCACGGACGGACGGGUGGCGCGACGCGAGUGUACCGUACCGAACGGGGGUGGGCCAAACCCAUCGAUAGUGAAAAUGAUAGAGAACGCAACGAUGAUGCUUCUUCUCGCGUUUUCCGCCGCUGGCUGCUGUCGUACCGUUGUCAUCCCGGCCAUGCACCGCCGCUACCGAUGAACGGGGGAAAAGCGCUCGAAGAAAAGCUCGAGGUUGAACGAUAGCACACCAUCCUUCGCCUCGGUUUGGUCGGUCGGUCGCGGUUGCAUCGGUCGCCGUGUCGUUUUGCCGUCACUCUCUGUGGUAUACUCUGUACCUAUCGUAGCAGUCCGUGGUGUGUUGCUGGUUUGCCAAGUGGUGGAAAAGCCGAAAAAGUGAAAAAUCGGUGUUUCAUCUGUGUCGCGCGAAAGGUGAUGGUCGAUGUGCGGACAGUGCAGCGAUAGUAAAGAGCAUAGAAAGCAAUAAAUGCUAAUGUGUUUGUGUGUGCCUCUGGAUGUGUGUGUAUUGAAGUGCAGUGAAAAAUCGGCUAAAUAGAGAAAACGCCUUCUGCGAAACCGGCACGAAGAGGAAGAAGCGCGCAACAGAAGAAGGAAACAUAAUUUCGGGGGAAAAACCACUAACCCGGCUACACCACACGCGCACAUAGCGGUUUCGCAUAUUCGGUUGCGGCACUAUGCAGUGCCUAACGGAGCGUCCGGAUUUCCACCACCGACAACAACAACGUCAACAACAGUAUCCGUUCGCUGCCACCGUUCUAGCGUCGUCGUGUUUUAUGAAGCAUCAGCAACAGCAGCCGAACCAACAACCCUGUUAAUAGAGUGCAAAUUCUCGUUUCAAACUUGCUUCAAGAAAAGCGCAAGGUAGAAACACACGCACAACAGGGGGGACUACAGCGAUCGCCGGGGACAGUUUGGGGAAAAAGCAGGAACCAUGAGAACGAAACCAUUCCUGCUGAUACUGACGUGCGUGCUUAUGACCACCUUUCUACUGAUCCUGUUCGGUUCCGCCGGUCAGCAGAAUGAUUCGCUGAAAAACAUCGUCACCCAGACGCAUCAGCAGUUUCGCAACUUUAAGAAAAAUCUUCGUGAAUCCAACUCCGAUCCGCGUCCGGAAGUCGAUCCAAAGUAUCUGGCCCAGCUCGGGUUCACGCAACCACUGUACAAUGCAAGCAAUCGGGCCAACUUUACCAUCGUCACAUACGCGCUGCCCGGGGACAUCGCGUCCGCGCUGCUGUACGUGCAGAACGUCGCCAUGAAGCUUCCCGCCCAGCCGCUGCUGGUGUACGAUCUCGGGCUGGCCGAGUCGGAUCUGCACGUGCUGCAGGGUUCGUGUAACAGUACCUCGACCACACACUGCACUGUGAUAACGUACGAUCUGAGCAAGCUGCCGGCCCACGUUGCCGACCGGAGUAUGCACGCGUUUCGGCCAAUCAUCAUACACGAUGCGCUGGCCCGGUCGAAGCUGAUCCUCUUCACCGAGAACAGCGUGCGGCUGAAGGGUAGCAAUACGGUGCGCGAGCUCGAGGAUGUACGGUUGCGGGCCGAAAACAGUACGUCCGGUGUGCUCGGGUGCGCAACGAAGCAGCCCGUCACCAGCCGGACCCAUCCGAAGAUGUUCGAGUACUUUGAGAUUGCGGUCGACAACUUCUACUUUCUGCCGAUGACGUCGCUCGAGUUUGUGUUCUUCAGAAACAGUGCGACCGUUAACGAUAAGGUCCUGCUGCCGUGGGUACGCUGUGCGCUAACGCUGGAGUGUUUGCAUCCGAUUGGAGCACAAACUGGUGGCUGCAAGUACAACAAGAAACCGCUGUACCGAUACUCCGGCUGCCACGAGUACGACACGUGCGCGUUCAACAUCAUUCUCGGCAUGACGUUCGGGUACGACGAAAGCAACUACUCGAACCAGGAGCUGGCCAACCUGUACUAUCUCGAAACGCUCGAGCAAUCGACAAAGAUAUUGGAAAACCGGCGGAAAAACAUCAGCGACACUUCGGAGCAUCCGUUCACCGAGGAUUAGAUUUUUUAUACGCCAGCGGGUACAUUUUUUUUUUGUUUGGCAUUCGGCAACUACGGUGUGUGAAAUUGAAGCAAAUUGCAAUGCAUUUUCUCGAAUUUUAUUUUCAGCAUUCACCCGUAGUGUUUCCCUCCAUUCGAUUGCUAAUAUGCAUACAAUUUCCCAAGGAAAUUGACAUGGUGGGAAAAGGCUCGCGAACAAGUAUUAUUUGGGGAAGGUUUAGCGAAGAAAAACCAUGGGUCGAUGCUGGCAGUACAGCUGUAAAUACGUUCCAAGCACAACUCCACCGUAUAAUUCAUCAACGAGAUUGCACACAUUUACUUGAUCGUAUGAAUCGUUUCACGAUGUUGCUGGGCAUGACUCACCUGAGUUAGUAACUUUUAUUGUGUUGCCGUUUUUUUUAUACAACCAGGCUGAUUAACAACUCUCUGUUUUAUCGUUAUCGAUUACUGUAUAAAGCGAGAUUGGUUGAUUGGUUGGCGUUGGAAGUUUGGCUGUUUCCCUACCGAAGAACACGUCAGCGUCAGUUUACUGCUGCAGUGUUAUCUUCAUGGUUGGUUUUUUUUUUUGUUUUUCGUGAAAAUAGUUCGGGUGAGCGUUUUUUAGAAGAUUAAAGCGGGAAGGAGGAAUGCAAAGAGAUAGAUGAUAGGAUUGCGAUCGCGGGAGUAGUGGGGUAGUUAGUAGGUUCAGUAGAAUGAGCAGUUGUGAUCAACAAUCGAAUCGGCCAAGGGGUUUUAAAGGGGGUUAGUUGGGAUAGUAAGGGUACGGGUGGUGAGGAUUGAUUUAGUGCCGUCGCUGUAUUUGUUUUCGUCCCCCUUCUUUGUUACGUUGUGCUGUGCAUGUAUUUAAACGGAUUUUCCAUUAUUAUUUUGCGGCUGGAUGUAUGUAUAUAUAUAUAAUUGGCAAGAGUCGGAAGGGUUGGGUUUUACUGUUAGAGCGCUUAAAUUCUUACCCCUUUGUAUAUGCUUUGUAUAUAGUUUGCGUAGAAGCUUGGUUCUGUACGUGAACUCGUUUACUCAUACACUAACGAAUUAAGGCAGCAUUACACGUAGCUAUGAUAAGUAAUGGAAGUGGGAGAAAAGAGAAAGAGCAAGGCAGAAAGAAAGUGAUAAAACGUUCUCGGUAUGAAACGAUAACGAAGGUACAUAUAUGCGCGAAAACAAAUGAGGCAUAAUUAGAGUAAAACGAAACAACAAAAAAAUCUUAGAGGGAAGUACACUCUGGCUGGGUUGAGGAAAAGUGAUGCCAACCCAAUAUCCCGGCUGUUCCGGCGGACGCAUCAACGCCAUCACUCCAUCUCAGUUUCCACGCCUCCUCUGUCCGUGUGGACUGUCUAAAGGGACUUUUCGGGCUGCCUGCCCACCGGAGCCUGGCGAGUCUAAUUCACAGCACGAUUGUGAGAUCAUCGUACAGCUCGUAGAGCUUCUUCUGCACAUCGUCAGUUUCAGGGCAGAGUCCAUGUCUCAGAGUCGUAUGAGAGUACUAGGUCUAUAAUUGUUCAGUCUCAGGCUAUAGUAUGAUCGGUUGGCAGCCAUCCAUAGUCGGUGCUGACUUUCACUCCAGAUUGAAAAGACGACAGGCAAGACCACCUCCUUGGCGUAGGCCCUUGGUGGUAGCAAAGGGGCCCUGAUUGUCUGGGGAAGAUAUAGAAUUCAAUGACUGAAAUAGCUGAAAAAACACAUUUUCUCAAGCUCGCAGAGUGUACUACCCCGUAAAAAACCCACAAAUCGACCAUCAUCACUAGCAGCAGGGCCAAAAUGCGUUACAAUUGUUUGUUCUUCAGGGAAUUAGAGUAAUGGUUACAAAUCGCUUCGCGCAUGUAUGUCGCUUUAGGUUUAGGCCAACUGAUCGCCAAAACGAACCGGGAAAAAGGAACAUGAAACAAAAGACUUGAGGAACUACAAAAACGGAAAUAUUAUGCCGCGCACAACAGGGGAGUUUACAAAGGCUUUUACCUAACUACGCUACAUCACAGCUUAAAACAAAGAACCACCUCACACGCACUCGUCGUUGUUCGACUCCCAUCCGGCGGAUCCUAGGUACACCGAUUAAUUGACAAUCAUUUUGAACCCAUUUCACCCCUCCCCGUACACAUAAUGUUCAUUUUCGGAACCCCUAACGAGAUCGGUGGUGGUAAAAUGGGGUUUGUAAAAUACUCAAGCUUCAUUGUUCGAUUUUGUUCGAAUGUUUUCGUAACCGGCGUUCCGUUUGAUCGAAUCCAUUCUACUACAUCCACCAUUCCCUUGCUUUCUGACAAUCACAGCUUGCGUUUAGGUGACACCACUGGUUUGCGCGAUAUUAUAAUAUAGCUUCAGUGAGGAUAGUACAUAGAGGAAAGGCUGUCGGCCCGGGAUGAUUGGUUUUGCUUGCGUAUCACAGCCACAUUUCGCAUUAAGAUGUAACAAACUGUCUAGUCAUAUGAUCGUCCGCAAGAUCCAUUCCUAAGUUUGACCCGAUCGAGGGGGGGUUCUUUCACCAGCAGUUGAUCGACCAGCAUUAUACUAACCGCACGUGUGCGACACUGUUCGGCAAAAAGGAUGCCGGCAGGUUUACCGGUUUCCCUGUGAUAAUAUACUAUUAUUGAUUGGUACCGUCCAGCACACCACACGCGCUCCGAUACGAAUGCGGGUGACUACUUUUCGGUGAAAUGCGCGCCUGUGUUUUGGCUUGUUUCUCUUAUUGGUUUUGGCGCACGUGUACUAAGGCGUAACCAGCGGGGUCCAGGGGGUUGGUUUGUGCUUAUGUUUUAUAGCAUUAUAGCAAACUGUCAAGUGGGGAUGUUACACACAUUCGCGUUUGGAUGGAGGUGCUUAAAUUUCGUAAACCAAGGCUCGAAGUGUUCAAGACUGUUGUAAAGAGAAAAAGUAAAACGACCAAGCUUACCGGCAACUCUCGCGUCACGCGGAAAGUGAGCAAAAGGUGUCUCCUUUGUUUCAAGCCAGCUUAACCAUUGUGUCCAGUUGCUAUAGGGGGCAUAAGCCACUUUGGGGUGGGUGCUUGUAUUGCAUCUUGUUCUUAUUUCGUGUGUAUUUGUUUUUUGGUUUGAAUAUGAGAAUAAUAUUGGAAAAUAAUUAACUAUAAAUUCAACAAAAAUUUAUAGCAACUUUAGAGCAAGAAAUAAGUCCUCUUACCUUUAAUCUUAGUAAAUUGGAUUACCAUUAUAGCAACUGGACAGCAAGCAAUAAUCAGUUCACCUACUAAAACCCUUAGUAAAUCUGCCUUUGUAAUUGCUGGUGACUCAAUAGCAACUGGACACAGCUUCAAUAUCCUUUGCAUGUUAAAUACUCAAGGCCCUCCCUCCCCCAGAAGAAAAAAGGGAACGGUGACGGUGGAACAAAGUUUUCUUAAUUUGGCAUAAACGAUCCACCACUACCACUGCUCUAGGACGUUGUAUGUGUGCUGCCGCCUUUGAAUAUACACGUAUAGGGAAUCCCGGUCGCCAUUAUUACACAUUACAGGAACGGCAAGCAGUAUGCAUUAGUUAAGGACAUCCUCGAGCAGCAGCGCGUUGAUCCCGAGAUGCACACAUACAUACCAUUCAACAUAUCUACUAAUGAAGGGUGGACACAGAAAGGAAGGCCGAAAAACUACGGAUAAAUACUAGAACGAGAAGAAAAUAUUAAUUAAAAUCAGCUUUAAAAUAAGUAAGGCAGCAGCGAAAAGCAAAACAGGAUCAACCGAACGCAACUUAACGGAGUCAAAAACUAAACCAGAACCUCCAGGCAGACAAAAAAAACCGACUGGUUGGACAAACAUAUACUAUUAGCAUUUAAUACAACAAAAAAAAAUAAUACAACAAACGCAGAAAGUAAAAGCCAAGAAGAAUCUCUUACCAACAAUCUAGCGGAACGAUCAAGAGAGGAUUCUUAACUUAAGCCGUAACCCUCCCAUUGUACCAUUCAUUACCGUGUUACAAUAUUUUAGCUGCCUACCUUUAAUAAGCCGAUACCGUAUAAAA
Molecule: messenger RNA, 6482 nt
Organism: Anopheles stephensi (Asian malaria mosquito)
Lineage: Eukaryota; Metazoa; Arthropoda; Insecta; Diptera; Culicidae
Exons: 4
Coding region: 1442-2527 (361 amino acids)
Source: RefSeq, a predicted model, not a curated record